This is a messenger RNA of Patiria miniata (bat star), 4481 nucleotides long. RefSeq names its product NLR family CARD domain-containing protein 4-like. The record is from RefSeq and is a predicted model, not a curated record. The coding region runs from base 389 to 4198 and encodes 1269 amino acids. The transcript is spliced from 6 exons. Lineage: Eukaryota; Metazoa; Echinodermata; Asteroidea; Valvatida; Asterinidae.
CUGACGGCUCAUCAACCCUCAUCAUCAAGUGAUCAACAAGAUUCUCGGCCGGCCCACUAAAGGAUAGGGAAAGAUUCCCAUAUCUGGCCAUCACUUGUCACCCUGUGCACCCACCCUAUGGGACUGAUCUGAAAGGGAUAUUGAUGGUGCAGUCUUUUGGGUUGUUGAUGGGUACGUGUCCAGAGCCAGAUAUCUGUUGCAUUAAAGGACUUCCAAUUGUGGGCCGGUGAUCCAAAGAACCAUGGAUGCACAAUCUGAAGCAGCCUGCCAACGGCCUGAUGACCCUACCACGAUGCAACGAUCUGAAGCAGCCAGCGAUCAACCUGAUGUUCCUACCACAAUGCAACAAUCUGCAGCAGCCUACUAACAGACUGAUGUCCUCACCACAAUGCAACAAUCUGAAGCAGCCUACCAAUGGCCUGAUGUCCCUACCACGAUGCAACAAUCUGCAGCAGCCAGCGAAGAAACUGAUGUCCCUACCACGAUGCAACGAUCUGAAGCAGCCUACCAACAGACUGAUGUCCCCACCAUAAUGCAACAACCUGAAGCAGCCUACCAAUGGACUGAUGACGUCCCUUCCAUGAUCGAACAAUCUGCAGCAGCCAGCCAACGGACUGAUGACAUCCUUCCCAUGAUGCAACAAUCUGCAGCAGCCUACCAACGGACUGAUGACAUCCUUCCCAUGAUGUUACAAUCUGCAGCAGCCUACCAACGGACUGAUGACAUCCUUCCCAUGAUGCAACAAUCUGCAGCAGCCUACCAACGGACUGAUGACAUCCUUCCCAUGAUGCAACAAUCUGCAGCAGCCUACCAACGGACUGAUGACAUCCUUCCCAUGAUGCAACAAUCUGCAGCAGCCUACCAACGGACUGAUGACGUCCCUUCCAUGAUGCAGCAAUCUGCAGCAGCCUACCAAUGGACUGAUGACAUCCCUUCCAUGAUCCAACAAUCUGCAGCAGCCUACCAACAGACUGAUGUCCCUUCCAUGAUCCAACAAUCUGCAGCAGCCUACCAAUGGACUGAUGACAUCCUUCCCAUGAUGCAACAAUCUGCAGCAGCCUACCAACGGACUGAUGACAUCCUUCCCAUGAUGCAACAAUCUGCAGCAGCCUACCAACGGAUUUAUACCCCUACCACUAUGCAACAGGAGGCUCAGGUACCUGCUGCAUUAGAUUCCCCACAACGAAGUGGAACCAUCGGAAACAGCGUCACAAUCAGUGGCAGCAACAAUCCUAUCAUUGCUGGUUCAAGUGGAGUUAAUAUCAAUUACAACUUCCCGUUGCAGGGACCAGGAUGCAGCGCCCCCAAAAAGAUGAAGCUUGACAGUCCAGCCCAAGAUCCUGCUGAUUGCUGUGAAGAUGCCCUGAAGUCAUACUACAGGAGGAAAGGUAGCUUUGUUAAGUUGAUUCCAUGGGUGGGUGAUGACAGGAAACACAUAAAGAAAAUUUACACAGAAUUACAGUUAAUACUUGGUAAGGACAGAGUCAAGCUGGCAUCAUAUGACGAUAUAUUACAACGUGAGACAGAAGAGGGAGAUCUGAUCCUUAUAGCUGUUUUAACUGGGUUAGCUGGUAGAGGAAAGACCACACUUUUUAACAAAAUUGCAUAUGAUUGGGCAGUUGGUUCUAGUCGGGUACUACGGAAGUACAAACUUGUCUUCCUGUUGAAAAUGCACGCACUGGAGCAGAGUUCAGAUCUUGUCGAUGCAGUUUUUGACCAACUCUUGGCUAAAGAUGUAAGUAUUGAAAGAGGUACCCUUGACAUGUUUAUCAAGAACAGUCCUGGAAAAGUCCUUGUUUUACUAGAUGGCUUUGAUGAGCUCAUGACCACCACCUUGUGUGAUUCUUCAUUUGGUUCCAUCCUGGAGAUCCUUAAUGGAAAGAAGUUGAGGGGUUGUACUGUACUUGUAAGCACCCGCCCCUCACAUGUUGACAGACUUGUAUCAGAGAAACUGGUUCAGGACCCAUUCACACAUGUCGAGGUCAUGGGUUUCAGUUGGAAAAAUGUCACCGAGUAUGUUAAUAAUUUUUUUGUUGGUGAACCUGACAAGGCCAAGGGGCUUCUUGAAAAGAUUAAAUUGUCAGGCCUUUUGAUUGACUUAGCUGCGAGCCCAAUGCUUCUUCUUGUGAUGUGUGUACUAUGGCAAGAAAAGUGUACACUCCCAGAAACAAUGUCACGUCUGUAUCAUGAUGGAUUUUCAUAUAUCUUCCGAAGAAAAGGAUUGGACUCACAAGAUGAAGCAGCAAAAGUUGUGAUUGAAAUUGGCAAGGUUGCGUUGCAUGGUCUUCUUUCUCCAGAUCAGUCACUCUCUUUCAAAGAAAGUGACUUUGAGCCGAGUGUGCUUGAGCUGGCUCUGAAAGCAGGUAUUCUGACCAGCCAGAGAGUCCGCAAGAGACUGCAGAGUCACAACAGUGUUCAGUUUUUUCACAAGACAUUCCAGGAGUUCUCUGCUGCUGCUUACUUGCAGAGCUUGUUAGAAGCAGACCCAGAGGAAUUUCAGAAGAUUUUGAAUGAAAUUAUGUCAAAGGGUGCAAAGAGGUUUGAGUAUCUUCUGCGCUUUUGUUGUGGUGACAAUGAGGCAUGUACAUAUGAGAUAAUGAAGGUAUUUCAGGUGAGGUGUCAGGAGGACUUGUCAUUCGAAUCAGAGAUGGGUCAGUUGGCACUUCAUUGUUUCUUUGAAGGUCAGUCUGAAAGUUUGCCUCCAGAGGAAUUCAUACAUUCAUUCAUAACUGAUAAUAUUUGCAUUGAUGGAUUUAACUGGGACAGGGAUUGUCUGAACUCAGUCAUAUACUUUCUGAAAAGUGUUGCUGAACAGACAAAAAACAGUGGCAACACAUACCUUGCUAAGGUAAAGGAAUUAUUUGUACUCGCUGAUAAAUGGACAUGGUUUAUUGAGAAGUUAGCUGUCACCAUGUGUGCAAUGACAAACCUUAAUGCUGUAGUUUUUUCGUUUUGCCUGUAUUUGACUGGUAGCAACAUGGCAGAUAUUGCUAAGUCGUUCAGGGAUCUAACCAACUUGCGUGAAUUUUAUAUUCAUUGUAGUGACGAGCUGCGUGGUACAGCAGCAUUAUGGUGCAUGCAUUUGAAGCAGUUGAAAUCUCUCAAGAAGCUGCACUUGAGUGCCUGCAAAUUGAAUGGCCAGGACAUAACACUUAUUGCUGAGUCACUUAUUGAUUUACCUAACUUCAGUGAAUUGAUCCUUUUUGGUAAUAACCUGGGUGGAACAGUAGCAUUAUGGUGCAUGCAUCUAAAGCAGAUGAGGACCCUCACAAAGCUGAACUUGAGUGGCUGCUCAUUGAAUUUACAGGACAUCAAACAUGUUGGGGAGUCAGUCAGGGAUCUACCCAACUUGGUUGAAUUGAAAGUUUCAUAUCAUGACCCGAGUGGCACAGCAGCAUUACGGUGCAUGCAAUUAAAGCAGCUGAAGACCCUUACAAAGCUGGGCUUGUGUAAAUGCUUUGUGAAUGGACAGGACAUCAAACAUGUUGCUGAGUCACUUCCCAACUUGGUUGAAUUGGAUCUUUCUGAUAAUGAGCUGUGUGGUACAGCAACAUUGUGGUGCAUACAAUUAAAGCAGCUGAAGACCCUUACAAAGUUGGGCUUGCGUAGAUGCUCACUGAAUGGACAGGACAUGAAACAUAUUGCUGACUCACUCAGGGAACUUCCCAACUUGGGAGAAUUGGAUCUUUCUCAAAAUUAUCACCUGUGUGGUACAGCAGCAUUGUGGUGCAUGCAUUUGAAGCAGUUCAAGUCCCUCAGGAAGCUGGACUUGGGUUACUGCUCAUUGAAUGGACAGGACAUCGAACAUGUUGCUGAGUCACUCAGGGAUCUGCCCAACUUCAGUGAAUUGGAUCUUUCUGGGAUUAACCUGGGUGGUACAGCAGCAUUAUGGUGCAAGCAUUUAAAGCAGUUGAAGUCCCUUACAAAGGUGAGCUUGAGUGAAUGCUCAUUGAAUGGACAGGACCUCAAACAUGUUGCUGAGUCACUCAGGGAUCUACCCAACUUGGUUGAAUUGGUUCUUUUGGGUAAUAAACUGGGUGGUACAGCAGCAUUGUGGUGCAUGGAGGUAAAGCAGCUGCUGCACCUUCAGAGGCUGAACCUCAGAUACUGUGACCUGACAGAGGAUGACAAGAACCAUAUUUAUGAGUCACUCAGUGACCUAAGGAAGAAUGGAUUAGACCUUGACAUGCGGUAUUAAUAGUAAUAAUUGCUGUGGGAAGGAAUGCAUGUAAUUUUAACUGCCCAUUCAUUGCACCAUCAAAAGCAUGUGAAUGUCACUAAGUUAACCUAUAUGAGUAACAAUAUCUUCCACAUACUUUGGUUUUGAAUAAUAUAAACUAUGCCCAAGCUUUUUCAUAAGCUUUUUUUUUUGUUAGGCAGUUAGAGGGAAGAUCUAAAACCUAGCUAGAAGCAAAAUUGUAACAGGAGUGAUUUGAGUUAAGCAAGAGAUUUCCUCAGUGGCAUACAUGUGGCUCCUUCAU